UCUCUCUUUCCCCAAAUUAUUCAUCAGAAAAUCAUUUUUCAAGAACCCUAGUUUCCUAAAUCACCUUUCCAAAAUGCCUUCAAUUCCAGAAGAGCCACUGCUGGCCGCGAACCCAGACCGAUUCUGUAUGUUUCCGAUCCAAUACCCAGAAGUAUGGGAAAUGUACAAGAAAGCCGAAGCGUCGUUUUGGACCGCAGAGGAAGUCGAUCUGUCUUCCGAUCUUCGUCACUGGGAAACUCUCACCGCCGAUGAGCACCACUUCAUUAGUCACGUUCUCGCCUUUUUCGCCGCCUCCGAUGGCAUAGUCCUUGAGAACCUUGCUGUUCGGUUCAUGAAAGAGGUCCAGAUCUCCGAGGCGCGUGCUUUUUAUGGUUUCCAAAUCGCUAUCGAAAAUAUCCACUCCGAGAUGUACAGUCUCCUUCUCGAGACUUACAUAAAAGAUUCCGAUGAAAAGAACCGUCUUUUCCGCGCCAUCGAGACGGUGCCGUGUGUGGCUAAAAAAGCCGAGUGGGCUAUGAAAUGGAUCGACGGCGGAGAAACUUUCGCCGAACGGUUAAUCGCUUUUGCUUGCGUAGAAGGGAUCUUUUUCUCCGGAAGUUUCUGUGCCAUAUUUUGGUUAAAAAAGAGGGGGUUAAUGCCCGGAUUAACUUUCUCAAACGAGUUAAUCUCACGAGAUGAAGGUCUCCACUGCGAUUUCGCUUGCUUGCUGUACUCUCUCCUCCGGUCAAAGCUGAGUGAAGAGCGCGUGAGGGGGAUAGUGAGGGACGCGGUGGACAUAGAGAGGGAGUUCGUAUGCGAUGCUCUGCCCUGCGCGUUGGUUGGGAUGAACGGCGAGUUAAUGAGUCGGUACAUCGAGUUCGUGGCGGAUCGGCUGCUGGGAGCGUUAGGGUACGGAAAGAUGUACAAUGUGGUCAACCCAUUUGAUUGGAUGGAACUGAUAUCGUUGCAAGGGAAAACCAAUUUCUUCGAGAAAAGGGUUGGAGAGUAUCAAAAGGCGGCGGUCAUGUCGAGUUUGAAUGGUAAUGGUGGCACCCAUGAGUUCAAGAUGGAUGAAGACUUUUAGGGUUUAGUCUAGUUUAGUUUAUUUGUUCGGUUUUGGCUUUUGUAUUGUAUCUUUUUACUUUCUAAUGUCUCCCUCUCCAUAAAUUUAUAAAAUAGGUUAUAUAAACUUUUACUA
This is a messenger RNA of Gossypium raimondii (Peruvian cotton), 1177 nucleotides long. RefSeq names its product ribonucleoside-diphosphate reductase small chain. Gene Ontology annotation, molecular function: oxidoreductase activity. Gene Ontology annotation, biological process: deoxyribonucleotide biosynthetic process. The transcript has a single exon. Bases 74 to 1063 code for a protein of 329 amino acids. Lineage: Eukaryota; Viridiplantae; Streptophyta; Magnoliopsida; Malvales; Malvaceae. The record is from RefSeq and is a predicted model, not a curated record.